AUGCUUAAAGAAGACUAUGGUUACCCAGAUACUAUUGACUUUAGUGACAGAUAUAAAGAAGCUAUUAGAAAGUUCAAGGAUGGAAAUACUGACCCGAACCUAUUUAGCUUUAUGGCUCUGCACCAAAGGGGAUAUAAUUUCAAACCUGGAAAAUACAAGCUCGCUAAGGGAUAUGAUUUAAUAGCAUAUCAUCCAAAUGACAUGAACGAAUUUACUCCGAGAUAUUUGAUGUCAGAGCUAAAUGACAAUUUAACUCUCUUCAUGAAACGCGUAAAAAAUAGAGACGGAACGAAAGAAGAAAGGUUUAUGAGUCCGGAUGACUUAGAAAGGGAACUUGUUGAAAACGGUCUCGGAAUAUAUGAAAUGCCAGCAGAUGAGGUACAAGAAACUCCACAGGAAGAACUAGUUCAGAUACAACCAGACAUGGAAGAAAUAGUUCAGCAACAACAGCUAGAAGAGCCUGAAGGAAACGAACAAGUCACUCCUUUGGAAACUAACUUCACAGAACUAGAUGAAGAUUUGGAACAGCCGAAAA
Molecule: messenger RNA, 535 nt
Organism: Trichomonas vaginalis G3
Lineage: Eukaryota; Parabasalia; Trichomonadida; Trichomonadidae
Product: protein of unknown function, DUF4106 family
Exons: 1
Source: RefSeq, a predicted model, not a curated record